This is a messenger RNA of Spinacia oleracea (spinach), 1102 nucleotides long. RefSeq names its product acidic endochitinase-like. The transcript is spliced from 2 exons. NCBI's taxonomy places the organism in Eukaryota, Viridiplantae, Streptophyta, Magnoliopsida, Caryophyllales, Amaranthaceae. The record is from RefSeq and is a predicted model, not a curated record. Gene Ontology annotation, biological process: carbohydrate metabolic process. Gene Ontology annotation, cellular component: extracellular region. Gene Ontology annotation, molecular function: chitinase activity. Bases 27 to 974 code for a protein of 315 amino acids.
UAAAGUCAUCUUUUACAAACAUAAAGAUGGAUUUCUUAACACUCACAUUAAUCAUUUUGGCAACCCAAUUCAUGAAUCUAUGUCACGGUGCUGGGAUUGCCACAUACUGGGGGCAACACGGUGGCGAAGGCACCUUAGCCGCCGCCUGCGCCACCGGAAACUACCAGUACAUCAACAUUGCUUUCCUAAAUGUGUUCGGCAACGGCCGAAUUCCUCAGCUAAACUUAUCCAGCCACUGCAACACAAGCAUUCAUGGAAGUUGUAGAUGGAUAGGGGAUGAUGUUGUAGCUUGCCAAAAGAAGGGAAUCCAAGUGCUCCUCUCUUUGGGUGGUGGUGUUGGUACCUACUCCCUUUCUUCAACAAAUGAUGCACAAGAGGUAGCAAACUACCUUUGGGACAACUUCCUAGGAGGAGGAACCUCAAACUCCCGCCCAUUCGGAAACGCAAUCCUCGACGGCAUAGACUUCCACAUCAAACUCGGCUUAAGCAAAAACUACGACACCCUCGCAAAAUCACUCAGCAGCCGCAGCAGCACACAUCAAACAGUAUACUUAUCAGCAGCACCACACUGCCCCUUUCCUGACACAUAUCUAAGCAAAGCCAUAAAAGCCGGUGUUUUCGACUACAUUUGGGUACAAUUCUUUAACAAUCCAUCUUGCCAAUAUGAUACCGGGAAUUCAACCAAUCUCGUACACUUCUGGGACAAGUGGAGUACCGCGAAUGCAGGGUUGAUUUUCCUGGGAUUGCCUGCUGGUGUAGAUGCUGCUACUAGUGGUGGGUAUGUUCCUGUUGAUGUGGUUGUAACUGAGGUGUUGCCGGAAAUAAUGGAGGGUCCUAAGUUUGGUGGGGUUAUGGUUUGGUCUAGGUACUAUGAUGAGAAGACCGGGUACGGAGCCGCCAUUAAGGGUGGUUUAGAUGGCGGAGAUGGUGGAGGUCAUGUCUCAAGUAUUGGUAUUGCUAUAAUAUUGAAUUAGGCAACCCUUUAAGUCCAUUUAAUUUGUUCCAUUUUGUCAAUCCGUGGACUAUGGACCAUGGUGCACAUAGAGCAUGGUGCACCAAAAGAACACAUGUGUAUAAAUAAAAGAACAUGACACUACCACAA